Striga asiatica is the source of this 843-nucleotide messenger RNA. Lineage: Eukaryota; Viridiplantae; Streptophyta; Magnoliopsida; Lamiales; Orobanchaceae. The record is from the annotation of a GenBank genome assembly.
AUGAAGAACUCACAGAGAGACGAGGAGACGCAGGUUGUGAGAGGCUCCUUCCCCUCAGCCGAGGCCGGUGAUGAAAACCCCAAACUACCCCUGCCACUUUCCAUCAAUCUCCCAUCGCCCUUGAACCUCAAGCCCCGGCCAAGAAACCCCUUUCUCUUGUGGGCCCCACCGUCUCCGACCAGCCCGUCCACGGAGCCGCGGGGGCUGUCGCCGCCGCCGUCAAACGGCUCCCUGAAGAGCCGGAAGGAGGAGAACCUUGGCCGGACCACGCUGUACACGUACGGUCCGUCGAGAACCGUGGUGGGCGAGGGCAUCUUGGUAAUUCUCCCGCCGCCGGAGUCAGCGAGGAGCAUUAGCCGGCAAGGAGGGGGCUCCGGGAGCUUGGCGGGUCCGGAUCCGGGUUCGGGUACAGUUAUGAUGUCGGUGCAGGGUCGGGGCUUCCCGGGCUGCUCCUCCCACUUGAACGGCACCGAAGCCUGGGUCUCGAGCGGCGGCGGCUGGUGGUGGUGGUCCGGCGAAUGCGUGGCGGCGGAGGAUAGGGGUAGAAAUGGAAAUCUGAGCUUCGGGAAGGUGUAUGCAAGAAAAAUGUGGGCCGGCCGGUGGGAGGACAUAUCAUUGUUGCUUGCACAUGAGAAUGAAUUGAGCCAUAAUAUUCAUACUUCUCCCUUCUCUUCUGCAGGAACCUGGCUAAAUCAAGUGGUUAACACCGGUGGGGGACUCCACCGGGCUGUGGGAGGCAGUUCUGGGCGGCGCUGCUCAACUUCCCGGCUAACAUCAGGAUCUCCUUGGGCUUGUCCGUCGGGAAGUCGUCGAAGACCACAACCUUACCGUCGUAGAAAAUGA